Messenger RNA from Eurytemora carolleeae, 7937 nucleotides. Its product is annotated as protein crumbs. The record is from RefSeq and is a predicted model, not a curated record. NCBI's taxonomy places the organism in Eukaryota, Metazoa, Arthropoda, Copepoda, Calanoida, Temoridae. Bases 124 to 6999 code for a protein of 2291 amino acids. Gene Ontology annotation, biological process: Notch signaling pathway. The transcript has 15 exons. Gene Ontology annotation, molecular function: Notch binding; calcium ion binding.
UCCCGGUGGUUUAGUUCAGUGUCAGAUAUACAUUCGUCCCUGCAACUGAUACACUCCGCUCCUCCGUCCUCCCCUUAACACCUUUAAUCAUGUGAAUACACAGUGUAGGGUUUAUUUGACAAAAUGCACCGAGUGCAUGGAUUAGUGAUCAAUAUUGGGACCACAUCCUACCUAACAGGAUGCCUUUUCUUUUUAAUAAGUGUAGUCGGAGCUCAACUAAUUCCGACAGAAAACAAUUCCGAGGUUCUACUCAAGAACGGAUCUUCAUAUGUGAUAUUGAGUGAUAACCUGAGAUUAUCUCAGGGAACCCUGCUAGGGUUCUCCUUUAGAACUUGUCUCUCAUCAGGAGAACUAUUACGACAAAUAGGAGAGACUAAUGAUCUCUUAAUAUUAAGUUUAACUGAAACCAGUGGAAUCCGUCUCACCAUAGAGAGAGGGGAUAAUAGGAGCAGUAUAGAGUCAGGAUCAAACCUUGCUGAUGGAUCCUGGCACACGGUCAGGUUAGGAGUCUCUCAGAACAGGACCACCUUGUGCCUCUCCGUGGACGCUUUAGGUCCGGAGUCAGAGUGUUCCCAACCUAACCCUGGACCUGCUGUAGUGACGGAGCAGAGUGAAAAUACAAGUACAAGACUAGAGAAUGCAGAAUCCAUCCUGUCGUCGUUAAACCUUUCAGGUAGCUCGUCAGAGCUCAGGGUCGGAUCCGGAUUGAUUGGUUGUAUCAGAGAAGGUCCCGGACUCAGGUUUACUGGAGGACGGGUUUCAGAUUCUGUUGGAGCUGAAUGGUCUCAUUGUACUCUCCCUGAUACAUGUACAGGAUAUGAUUGGAGUUUACUAACAGAUAUUCCUCCUGGAAGUAACCCCUGCGCUACCUCUCUCUGUGAAAACGGAGGUCUAUGUCUGCCACUGUUAAACCCUACUCCGGAGCAAACCACGACCUGCUCCUGUGUUGCUGGGUUUACAGGUCCAACCUGCUCCGCCCCGGCCCGCUCAUGCUCAGAAAAUCCUUGUUCUCAUGCUGGAGCUUGCUUAGAGGAUUCAGUCUCAGGAGGAUUUACAUGUAACUGCACUGGAACUGGAUACUCUGGAACCUACUGUGAGACGGAGCUGAACCAUUGCUCCGGGACGGUUUGUGAGAACGGAGGAGAAUGUUUAGAUCAACCUGGUGGUUUCCUCUGCCAGUGCUCAUUGGAGUUCAUGGGAACCACCUGUUCAACCAGGAUACUCAACCCAGAGAUAUCUGGCAGGAAUAUUGUGGAUCCGUGUCUGAGUGUUCCUACUCCAUGUAGUAACGGAGGUACGUGUCAGGUCUCUCCGGACAACCAAACCAUCUCCUGUCUUUGCUCUGAUGGAUACUCUGGUCCGACCUGCUUGAUUCAGACGGAUCCAUGUCAACAUUUUAUCUGUCCCGAGAACUCCGAGUGUAGAGUGGACCCAGAUCCAUUAUGCUUCUGUAUACCAGGAUAUAAUUAUACAGAUUCUGAAGAGGGAGCCUGUGUUAAGAACGAUAAUUGUGCCGAGAACCCUUGUGGAGAAGGUGGAACGUGCUCAGAUACUGGUUUAGGAUUCUCCUGCUCCUGUUCUCCGGGUAGACAAGGAGCUACAUGUGAAGACGAGGUUGAUUUAUGUUCCAGUGCACCCUGUCAGAGCGGAGGAACCUGCACUGCAACCAAUGGAAUAGUAACCUGCUCCUGCCAGGACGGAUUCACAGGAACUCUGUGUGAGCUGGACGUGGAUGAGUGCCUGAGUUCUCCUUGUCAACAUGGAGUAUGUUCUAACCAGGCUGGUGGAUAUCAGUGUGGGUGUGAGCAGGGUUGGAGCGGACAAAACUGUGAUAUAAACAUUGAUGAGUGUUUGAGCAAUCCUUGCAUCAACGCAACCUGCGAGGACAAUGUGAACGACUACAGAUGCUUAUGUGCUGCUGGAUUUACUGGGAAGAACUGUGAGGUGGAUAUUAAUGAAUGUGAGACCAAUCCUUGCCUAAAUAAUGGAACCUGUACGGACGGAUUCAACAACUACACCUGCUCCUGCACUUCUAGGUAUAUGGGAAGUAGGUGUGAAGCGGCUUUUGAUGCUUGUGCUGCAUCUCCGUGUUCUAAUGGAGGGACAUGUAUCAAGAAGAGUGAAGAACGAGGAGCUCCGGUGGAGUUUGAAUGUCAAUGUAUACUUGGAUAUGACGGGUUGACAUGUGAACAUAAUAUCGACGACUGCUUGAACGUGGAGUGUGGGGGUGAACAGACCUGUGUUGAUCUUGUUAAUGGUUACGAGUGCAGAUGCCCCGUAGGGUUCACAGGGGAUUUGUGUCAGGAGGAUAUAGACGAAUGUGCUCCUGAACCCUGCCUGAACGGAGCAACCUGUGCCAAUCUUGUUGGAAACUUCUCCUGCUCCUGUGCCCUGGGGUUCACUGGGUUAAACUGCUCCGAGGACGUGGAUGAAUGCCUGAAAACUCCGAGUAUAUGCAACAACGGUAUCUGUCAAAACCUCCCCGGAGGUUACCAGUGCUAUUGUAGACCUGGAUACUCUGGAACCCACUGCACAUACGAUUUCGACGAGUGUUUAUCUACUCCUUGCUUGAACGGGGGAUCCUGUGAUAAUCUAGUAAAUGCGUACAGCUGUUCUUGCCAACCUGGAUUCAAUGGAACCAAUUGUGAGAAUAAUAUUGAUGAAUGCCUGCUUGACUCCUGUAUGAACGGUGCUACCUGUGUGGAUGGUGUCAAUAACUUCACUUGUACUUGUCCCCCCGGAUACUCAGGUCGACAAUGUGAGAUUAAUAUUGAUGAUUGUGCUCCGCAACCGUGUCUCAACGGAGGAGGAUGUGUUGAUGGAGUUAAUUUGUAUAUCUGUAACUGCACCAACACUGGGUUUACCGGAGACAACUGUGAGCAAGAUAUUGAUGAAUGUGCGGUCAACCCUUGUAUAAACAACGCAACCUGUCUAAACCUGGUCAACGACUAUAAUUGUACCUGCUGGGACGGGUUCGAGGGGGAAAACUGUGAGACGGAUAUUCCUGAAUGUGCUCUCGGUCCUUGUCAGAACAACGGAACCUGCUACGAGAAAUCCAACCUAGAAUUGUACCAAGAGGAAACCUAUUCCUAUCUCUCCGAUAACAUCAGAGAUCAUUUUACUCAAGAGUUCAGCUAUGCUAAUGCAUCAGGAUAUAUCUGUGAAUGUUUGCCAGGGUUUCAAGGAUUAAACUGUGAGGAGAACAUAAAUGAAUGUGAAACAAACCCCUGCAGAAACGGAGCUGAGUGUGUGGACGGGGUCAACAAGUACACUUGCUUGUGUCCCGAGGGUUUCGAGGGGGACAGAUGUCAGAUUAAUAUAAACGAGUGUAGGAAGUAUGAUCCGUGUACCAACGAUGCUGUAUGUGUAGAUCUGGUGGCUGAUUAUGAGUGUGUAUGUAAGAAAGGGUUUGGAGGGAAGAACUGCUCCGUUCCACUGACAGGAUGUAAUGAAGUAACUUGUCUUAACGGAGGAACCUGUAUCCCCUGGUUGAUCGGAGAAACAGAUCAUCGGGGAAACUGCUCUUGUAUGCCUGGGUUUGAUGGAGACGUCUGUCAGAUUACCACAACCUUUUCAUUCAAGGGGAACUCUUACAUUUCCAUAGAUUCAGAGAGAAGUGAAGGUUUUGAGCUUUCACUAAGAUUCAGAACAACAAUGGCUGACGGUUUGGUUGCUAUUGGACACAGUCCAUCUUUCUUUAGAUUAAAUCUCAAAAAUGGACGUUUAAAUCUUCACUCGAGUAUGCUCAACAUUUUUGAGGGUAUAUUCAUUGGUGAGGAUCUAAAUGAUACUGAGUGGCAGAAGGUUUAUGUAGCAUUCAAUAUCAGCCAUCUCACUAUAGGGAUAAAUGAUAGGUAUCAGGUGAUACAACCAAUCAAUCCUGAAACACCAAGUCAAACUGCUUUCAGAGAAAAUUUCCUCGGUGGUGUUCCGAAUAAUGGCACACUGAAACUGUUGGCAGAAAGUACUCCUGACUUUGUUGGUUGCAUGCAAGAUAUUUCUGUGAAUGGUAUCCGGGUAAGUGAAGAAGACGUUCGUCAGAAUGAACUUGGAACCCCUGGGAUUUCUGAGUACAAUACGGAGAAAGGUUGCUACAGGAAAGAUCAGUGUAAACCCAACCCCUGUAAAUCUGGAGGGAACUGUACUGAUCUCUGGAGAAACUAUAAAUGUUUAUGCCACCGACCCUUUCUUGGUCCCUCCUGUCAAUACAAUUAUACUGGAGCAACAUUUGGAUACGAGAACACUACCGACAGCCAGGUGGUUGUUAAGGUGAAGGAACCAAACGACUACAAAGACGGUAUAGAUUUGACAAUGUUUAUCCGAACGCGGAAGCCGACUGGAAUUAUUUUCUAUCUCGGAAUAGAUCCUACGAACCCUGUAAGAAAUCAAAUUAUCGGGAGGUUAGUGAACGGUGCCCUUCGGAUUGAAGCCAGAUUUUCAGAUAAAGAUCCAGAAUCCUUUACACUCUACUCAGCUUUACUUUCUAACGGUUACAGUCACUUUAUCAGAGUGACGAGGAUGAAAAACCAGAUGACUGUUAAGGUUAAUGACACGAUAUCCAUCAAACAAGAAAUAUCCUCUGUAGUUCCCAUCGUAGCAGAUUAUCUAUAUUUAGGUAACCUGCUUGUAUCCGGGACUACACCAACCAUCACCCCUCUGGAGAUUUCUACGGAGUUACCCGUGUCAGCUCCAGGUGUUGACACAACCAUGAUGAUUCCAGAUACUACGACAUUCUUGCCAAUCGCCCUUCUAGAUAUUCAGGAUACUACUAUGGCAAUCAUAGAGGAGUCUCCUGUUACUUUUAUGGACUCAGAGGAAAUGACAACCAUGGAACCCCUUCCUGUAAUAUCAAGAGGAGUUCGUCAAAUCACAACGUUUCCUUCGGGAGAAGAGUUGACCUUCUUCAAGGGAGUGAUUCAGGAUGUUCAACUAAGUAACGGUUCUGGAGUAAAUAAGAUUGUUAAAAUGUUUGAACUUGAUUUCGCUGAGAACGUAAUUGUCGAGGAAUCUCUUGGUGAGGUGACUUCGCUAGAAAUUAAGAAAGGAGUUGUAUCAGACAAUACCUGUAGAGUCAAUCCUUGUCUUAAUGGAGGAGAGUGCUAUGUUUCUUGGAACGAUUACAAGUGUAAGUGUGGACCUGGAUACAUGGGCCGGGACUGUGACGAGAUAGAAUAUUGUUACUGGAACCAGUGUCCGGAGGGAAGUACCUGCACUACUCUGGUGGACGGAUUUGAGUGCAUCACCAAUGCAACUUUCAACGGCGUUAACGACACCAUCGUAUUCGAACCUCAGAUCACUGAGGCUACAAAUAUUAACACCAUAACUGCCAGGUUCAGAACUGAAACUGGCGGAACCUUGCUCCACGUCGAGGGAACUGACGGAAACCAACUGAAGAUCGGAAUCAAGAAUGGACAGGUUGAAACAAUUCUUCCUGUCUCUAACAAUCUCAGAAACUUCUCAUUUGGAUCUUCUGUCAAUGAUGGAUUUUGGCAUACAAUUAAGAUAGAAGACCAUGGAGGAAUUAUUACAGGUUCCGUGGACGGAGAACAGCUUAAUGAACAUUUUCUGGAGGGCAAUGAUACCCAACUAGAAAUUCUCCCAUUCAUAUUAGGCUCGAGAGUGGCAGUUGGAUCAGAGUUCAAUCUAGAUCGUUUUUACGACUUUUUCCGAGGAUGUGCCGGAGAAAUGAGAAUUGGCUCCAUCCUGCUCCCAUACUUUACAGAGACUGAGAUGGUUAACAUAACUUCAUCCAACAGGUUUGUAGUAACAAACAGCAAUAACGUGAGGAAGAACGAGUGUGUACUCUGCUAUCAGCAUGAAUGUGAAAACAGUGGGGUCUGUGAGGAUCCAUCUGAGAAGUUUGAAUGUUCAUGUCCUCCAGGAUUUGACGGAGGAACCUGCUCCAGGAAUAUUGAUGAGUGCGCGAAUAGUUCUUGUAUCCAUGGUUCCUGUGUGGACGGUAUAAACCAGUACACUUGUCAGUGCAUCCAUGGUUGGAUAGGACAGUUCUGUCAGGAAGACAAGGAUGAGUGUGAAGACGAACCUUGUAAAAAUGGCGGAACCUGUCAGCAGACUGUAGAACCUGGAAGUUAUGAAUGUACCUGUACGGAAGAGUACAAAGGACAAAACUGUGAAAGCUUGAAGGUUCGAACUUGCAAUGAGACUCCGUGUGUCAACGGAGGAACUUGUAUAGACGAACCUGACUCUACCUCUUCGGAAAGAUACAGGUGUGAUUGUCCCCAGGGCUACGAAGGUUUCAAUUGUGAUACUCAGAUCAAUUUCUGUGUCAAGUUGAAUGCGAACUGCCAGAACGGGGGAACAUGUAACUCCGACUUCUCUACUUUCAGUUACCAGUGUGUCUGCGUGGAUGGAUAUGAUGGCAGAAACUGUGAAAAUGAUAUUAACGACUGUGCCAGCAAGCCCUGCAAGAACAACGGGAAGUGUAUCGACAAGGUGAACCAGUUCAGCUGUGACUGUGCUGGUACAGGGUUUGGUGGACCCUACUGUGAGAAGAAUAUUAACGAGUGUCUGAGUAAUCCUUGUGAGAAUGGAGCAAGGUGUAACGAUACACUCGGAGAUUAUGAGUGUGCUUGCCUUGGAAACUACUGUGGUAAAAACUGCCAGAGGCUGAAUCCAUGCAUAAAGGACGGAAUCCUGUGUGAGAAUGCAGGAGUAUGUGUUCCAAGCUGUGACGAUGCUCCAUUCUAUAAAUGUUCUUGUAACUCAGGAUGGGAGGGUCCAACCUGCAGUCUAAAGGUGUUUGUAGAGAGCGAAUGGGAUGGACGGGAUAAGGACGGGGAUUGGUUACUCCUGGUGAUAGCUCCACUGGCCGGCGGACUCAUGUUCGUUGCUGUUGUGGGACUACUCGUCUUUGUAUCGCUUGCAAGGAAGAAAAGGUCCCUAAAUGGAACCUAUAGUCCACAAAAGCUUGAAUUACAAGCCCCAAGGUUGGAGUUGGAUUUUAUGAUGAAACCACCCAACGAGGAAAGACUUAUUUAACAGGUUACCCGAGUUAAAACAUUAUUUUUAACAUGCCAUUAUAUAAAUAUCUAUAUAUAUAUAUAUGUAUAUAUAUAUAUAUAUAUUGUGACAUAUCAACGAACUUCGGGAGUUCUGUGACGAGAAGAGAAAUCUUUAAACCUUGUGAUAAAAAAUUAAACCUGCUUUCAUUUUAUCUAAGGGAUUUAUAACAUACGAUGUAGUGCUAAUGUGUAAUCAACAUACUUGAAGUACUUGAAGUAUUCAAGUACUCCCGGUACUCCAGGUACUUCAGGUACUUGGAAAUACUUACAGUAUUCCGAGCCCGUAAUAUGCUUCAGUUACUCUGAUGUGAACGAAGGAAUUACUUCCAAACAAAACCAGUAUUUAGUGUUGAACCUAAUAUUAAAAAAUUCUUCUUUUGUUAAAAAUUUGAGUUUAAAUAUUUUAAACAACUAAACGUUUUCUAUACAUGCAGUUAGUGUUGGGCUGUUAUAGUGCUUAAAGGGAUUCUAUGCGUAAUGUCAAAUUUGAUAAACUCAAUGGAGUUAAUUCUAUUAUUAUAUAGAUAUUAGAUAGUCCCUUUAAGCAUAUAUUUCACGAUUGUCAUUCCUUCCAAUUUUUUUAAUCAUUCCUAAUAUUCUGAUAUAAUUCCGUUUAGAUUAAAUCUAUUGCAUUUACAGAGUAAUGUGCCAUUGUUCCCAGUAUUUUCAUCCAUUUUUCUUACACUUAAGUAAACAUUUAUCUUCCAUAUAAAUACAUGCUCAUGUACCAUGUACAAUAUUGUAAAUAUGCAUUUUGGAAAUCAUGUAAAAACACCUUCAAGGAAAAUACUUUUAAAAACUUUUAAAUGGUGGGAUAAUUUGAGAUUACCGAUUACAAUAAUCAGAAAUUAGUAUUAUUAUUAUCAUUAUUAUUAUUAUUCAUCUUUACAUGUAAAUAUAAAAUUUAUUCUUUAA